Messenger RNA from Symbiodinium sp. CCMP2592, 594 nucleotides. The record is from the annotation of a GenBank genome assembly. NCBI's taxonomy places the organism in Eukaryota, Dinophyceae, Suessiales, Symbiodiniaceae.
AUGGCACAGGCUGUGCUGCAGGAUGACCCCGUCGUAGAUCUGAAAGAGCGGCAGAUGUCCAGUGCCGUUAAUGCGCAGAAAAAGGUGGAGGAAGAGGUUCUGACCCGCCAGCAGGUGCAGGACUUUUUGAUCUCUGAGCGGGCCCGUGUCCGCUUCUGUGGCACUUUGCCUUUGACCGUUUGUAUCUGGUUCGUCUUCACGGCCACGGCAUGGUCGCAUGGUAACGUCGAGCAGACGGCCCGAGCUCAGAGCAUGAUCCGCGAUGCCAUCGAGGGGAUAGAGGUGCAGCACCAGAUCUCCUCUCUGCAAGGUCAGCCGGUCGCAAAGAGGACUGACUCAAUAAGCGGUCUUCUUUUGUCCUUAUAUCCAGGAUUACUCGAACAACACAGGGUUCAGCUUAGUCUUAGUAUGAAACAUUAUGAAACCAGAAGUCACCGGCAGUUAUUUUCUUGCGUUAUCGUAUCGGACUUGAGCCAUAUGCAUCGUGCACAGGCCAUGCUAAGCUUCUCUGUAUGUUUCUCGGCAGGUGUCUGUGCAUCAUCUGUGUGCAUAGGCCAUGUCAACUGUGGGAUUCGCAACGGUUCAAAACAAUGA